GUUUCAGCAAUAGAUUUCAUGUAGCCUCCAUUUAUUGGUUAGGUAACACUGACCUCUAACAUGAUGUUUGUUUUACACAGUUUGGAGGCAUUGCUAACUAAAAUUGGUUUUCUGUUCUUGUUUAUCUUUCUCUUCAUUUCUUCCACAACAGUUGUAAAUAGGUUUUAGGAAGAAUCUCCACCUGUAUUUGACACCUUUAUAAAGCAGAAUUUGACAAGCUUUAUGAAAAGAUAUUCAUGUGGCUGGUCACUGAAGCUAUAAUGUGGCUGCUAACAUGUUAACAGCUAAGACGGAAGUGCUUCAUAACAGCCUGUUUACAGGUUGAACUUAUGGUCAAAUACCUAGGGAACUGGAAAAUCUGACCUUAGCUAUAUCAGCUGCCUGGAACAGGCCCAGCUGUGUUCCUUGCAGACCUGGGUUCUAGGGUUCGGUGCUGGUGACUUCACAAAGGGCUACCCAAGUGGCAGCAGUCAAGGCUUCCAAUCCCUGGUCAGCAGAGGUUUGAAAGCAGAGCUCCAGAAUUCUGGUUGCAGUGCCACCAGAGGCACCUGGGCUUCCUGUCCAAGGGAAGGAGCUAGUCAGCUGUGACAUGUAGUGCAGGCUGUACCAGUGUCUUGUGCUGUGUCCCUGCUUAUGGAGACCAUGUCUCCUCAAUCAGAUGAGCCUUUACAUGUAGUUCCACCCUUGAAGAAGUGCAUCUGUCAGCUGUGCUCCUGUGGAUGUCACCGUUGUCCACACCUGCCCUCCAGGCUCUAUGACAAGACUGAGAAGCCAUGUGUGCUGUCAGAGUACAAGGAGCAAUACCCCCUUCAUCCCAUCACUGCUCCUGAAGGCUCAUUUAAGCCAAAGGCAGUGUACAAGGUGGCAGACAUACGCAUGGAAGGCACCUCAACUACAAAGAGAGAUUACAUAGCCAAGGAAGUGUUGCCACGGAAACUUGUAUCACCUCAAAAGCAUGUCAAGAGUGAUGAGACUAUGGAUUGCACCACCACUUAUAAACAGGAUUAUCACUCCUACCCUACCUUUCGAGUACCUCCAUGCCUCCCCUCUGAGACAAAACACAUCCCCAAUGUGAAGAUGAAUACAAGAACCACUUAUGAAGAUGACUAUGUGCUAUGGAAUGAACAAAAGAGAGACCUGAUCAGACCAGACAACAGAUUUCGCCCAUCGGAAUUAAAAUUUGACCACAGAACCAUUUUCCAGGAUGACUAUCUGUACAGGGGGCCGGUUGCCACUCGAAACUUCAAGCCUCCAAAUCAAAUCCAGAAAACCAAGGCUCCUGAGUAUAUAACUAAUUAUAGAGUGAAUUAUGUGCCACAUCCUCCUGAAAAGCAUUACGUCCAUGAGAGAGAGAAAUACAAGGCCAAUGAGAUCCCAUUUGAUGGCCUUACUACCCACAAAGUUUCUUACAAGUGGAUGGCUGGUCAGCCAGCAAAACUUGCAAAACCAUGCCAGUCAAAGUAUCUCAAUAAUAUUCCAUUUUCCUCUACAACUGAGUUUCAGGAAAAAUACCAAGCUUGGCCACGGGCUUCCAUAUUCACCAAGAAACCUGUUGUAUAUCUUCCUCCUCUUGAGAAAAUGGACCUUCAGACCACUACUAAGAUGCAUUACAAGCACCGAAAUGGCAAGCCAACCAAGAAGUGUCAACCUGUGGCCCAGAUACCUAAAAGUACUGGGUCAUUCAAUAGCUCUUCUACAAUGAAAGAAGACUAUAAGCCUUGGCUGUGCAAGAGGCUAAAACCUAUCAUUCAUGCUCCAGAGCUGACUUUCUCAGCAAAGCCCAUGGAUUGCUUGACUACUUUUCAGACCCAUUAUGUGCCUCAUCGGCCCACAGUUACAAAGAGCUAUAAACCUCCCUGGUCAGGCCCAAAGGAUCAAACUCCACUACAAGCUAAAACAAUCUACACUACCAGCUACACACCCAAAGACUUUGUUAGAUGCUUGGCCUCUUACAAACACCCACCUGGGUACAUCUUUGAGGGAACUAAUGCUGAUGGUCACAGUCUCUAUCUACCUGCUUCCAAGAGUCGAGUGCCUGCAGGAUUGACACAGAAGGAAGAAGAGAGUGGACAUCAUCUUGGAAAUGGAUUCAAAGAGCAAGGCCCCAGUGAGCUAUGAAUGAAAGCUUGAUUUUCUUUGUAACCUUCUUUCAAAUCAAUCUCUGAUUUUAUAUUUGGAGUGCCUUUAAAAUACACUUCAUUUGCAGACAUUGA
This is a messenger RNA of Pezoporus flaviventris, 2213 nucleotides long. It is a transcript of the gene SAXO1, whose product is annotated as stabilizer of axonemal microtubules 1. Gene Ontology annotation, molecular function: microtubule binding. The transcript is spliced from 5 exons. Lineage: Eukaryota; Metazoa; Chordata; Aves; Psittaciformes; Psittacidae. Gene Ontology annotation, biological process: microtubule anchoring. Bases 634 to 2118 code for a protein of 494 amino acids. The record is from RefSeq and is a predicted model, not a curated record. Gene Ontology annotation, cellular component: cytoskeleton; axonemal microtubule; ciliary basal body.